Molecule: messenger RNA, 3968 nt
Organism: Eublepharis macularius
Lineage: Eukaryota; Metazoa; Chordata; Lepidosauria; Squamata; Eublepharidae
Product: interferon-inducible GTPase 5-like
Exons: 3
Coding region: 291-2231 (646 amino acids)
Cellular component (GO): membrane
Molecular function (GO): GTP binding; GTPase activity
Source: RefSeq, a predicted model, not a curated record
AUAAAAGGGUGCCAGUUUAAAGUUUUCAUUUCUAAAAUAUUGUUCUGGGGUGUCUCCAACACAUCCCACUGUUUUUUGUGGCACUGGCAUUUCUUUAGUGCCCGUUCCGGCCCGGCUUUUACCCCGUCCCGAGAAAAUGGCAGUUUGGGAGGGUGAACUCUCUUGCAUGAUUCCCCGCUGAGCCCCCUUCCUCCUCGACGGUGGAAACAAACAACGGUUUGCUUUCGCUUUCGCUCUCCGGCUCUUUCCGACAUCAAGAAGCGCGGAAGACGGUCAACAGAAGAACAGCCAUGGGUAGUACAUCUUCAACAGGAGCAGCAAGCAACGAAGACAAAGAGAUAACAGCUGCCAAGGUCAAAAGAGAUUUCCCAGAUUUGGUCUCUGAAACUCAUCAAGGAUUGAGCGUGUUAGAAAAAGCCACGUACGACAUUGCCGUCACAGGGGUAUCGGGUGCUGGAAAAUCAUCCCUCAUCAAUGCUCUAAGGGGUCUGUCAGAUUUUGAUGAAGGUGCAGCCGAAAUUGAUGUGAUACAAGUCACAAGGGAGCCGGUGUCUUAUCCAUACCCUGCAUUUCCAAACGUAAUAUUAUGGGACCUCCCAGGAAACGAGACACAUGGGUUAAGUGCUGAAGAAUACCUAAAAAGGGUAAAUUGCAGCCAAUAUGAUCUCUUCAUACUCGUCUCUUCUGAUCGUUUCACGGAGUAUGACAUCCAGCUGUCCCAUGCAGUUUGUAAAAUACGGAAGCGUUUUUUCUAUGUGCGCUCCAAAAUGGACGUCAGUAUUCAGAAUGCAAAAAAAUUUCCAGACUUCAGUGAGGAGGAAAUCCUUCAACGGAUCAGGACAUAUAGCCAUGAUAAUUUUGUGCAGGCUGGUAUUUCUUCUCCAGUGAUUUUCCUUGUCUCCAGUUGGUACUGGGAUAAGUACGAUUUCCCUUUUCUGAAAAAGACCUUAGAGGAUGAAAUGAAAGUCUGUGAGAGAUGUACCUUAAUAGAAGAAAAGAAGAAAAAGGAGAGAUCAACUGAAACAUCAAGCAGUACUAUAGCUGGGGCUACCCCCUCACAACGACUCACAGAAAAUGACCUAGCAACGUGGAAGCAUGCUAUGGCACACAAAAAUCUUGAAGAGAUGUUGGAGGAAACCCAUCUGGAAUUGGAUGCAUUAAAAAAUGUCAAGCUUGACAUUGCGAUCACAGGGGUGUCGGGUGUUGGUAAAUCAUCCCUUGUUAACGCCCUGAGGGGCAUGACCGAUUAUGAAGAAGGUGCAGCCAAAACUGGAGUGAUGGAGGCAACGAUGGAUCUCCAUGGCUAUCAGCAUCCCGUAUUUCCAAAUGUCACUUUAUGGGAUCUACCAGGAAUUGGGACACCAGAAUUUAGCCCCAAAGUUUACCUAAAGAAAGUCAAUUUUAGCUUGUAUGAUUUCUUCAUCAUUGUUGCCUCGGAACGCUUCACUGAGAACGACGUCCUGCUGGCCCAUGAAAUUAAGAAAAUGAAGAAGAAGUAUUAUUACGUGCGUUCCAAGAUCGAUCUCAGUAUAGAUUCGGAGAGAAGGAGACCCGACUUCAAUGAGAACGAAACCCUUGAAAAGAUAAAGAAAUAUUUCUGUGAGAAUUUGAGAAUGGCAGGAGAGCCUUCUCCGAGGGUUUUCCUCAUCUCCAGGUGGGAUUUGAAUAAGUAUGAUUUCCCCCUCUUCCAAGAGACGUUGGAAAAUGAACUUGGUGAUCUCAAGAGACAUGCUUUAAUUUUGGCCAUGCCUGUAUUCUCAAGAGAAAUCCUGGAAAAGAAAAAGGCUGCUAUGGAGAACCUGAUAUGGAAUUUAGCCUUUGUGUCCUGUGGUAUCGGGGCAGUUCCUGUCCCAGGCCUCUCUCUUGUUUGUGAUAUUAGCAUGUUGGUAUCAAUACUGAUACAUUUCUACUAUGUCUUUGGUUUGGAUGAAGAUUCCCUUCGCAGAGUUGCAAGAGCAGUUGGCAAAGAUUACAAGGUGUUGAAAUCUGCUAUCAAAAAGUCUCCAAUGUCCAGUGAGAUCACUCCAGAAUUUGUGAUUGGUCUCUUGUCCAAGUCAUUGCUGUGUGGGUCACUGAUGGUGUUAGAACUGGUCUUCGAUUUCGUACCUGUGUUGGGCUCUUUGGUUGGAGGAGCGAGUUCCUUUUUCACCACAUACUAUAUCCUGAAGAACUUCCUGAGAGACAUUGUGGAGGAUGCUGAGAAUGUUCGGGCAACAGCUGCCAGAUCUUAAGCCUUCCCAGCAGCUAAAGAUCCAGGACUCCCUAGAUACAAACAGGGCAAUCCUAAAAAAGAGUUACUCCAGUCUAAGCCCAUUGAAAUCAAUCAGCUUAGACUGGAGUAACUGUUCUUAGGAUUGCACUAAAAGUGUAGGAAUGAUGCAGAACUAAAGCUCGAGCAUGAGAUUUGCAUUUUUGGCUGGAUGCUUUUUCUCCUCCUUUCACCAACACCCAAAGAGGAACAUUUUCAACUAGAUACGAGCGUGCUAGCUCAAUAUAUCUGACACCCAAAAGCCAUUUGAAGCAACCUUUCCUAGUCCAAAUGGCAGCUCUUGGAAUUUAAAGAACAGCCUGAGCGACAGUCCUAAAGAGUAUUGUUGGAACAAUGGCAUGCUAGCCGAUAGCUCAUACUUGUGAUAUUGUUUGCAUCACAGCACGUCUGCCCUACACAUGCCAAGUGAACAAGCCCAAAGUCUUGGGUACUUGAAAGGGUGUUCCAGUUUUUGUAAUGGGUGGCUUAGUUGCACCAAAUUCCCAAGAACUGAUCCCAGCCUCUAAUCAAGGAAGUCAAUCUGUUUAUUUACCUAUUAUAUAACUUGGUCCUACAGGCCUAACUGUAUCCUCUCCAGCAGUCAUCUUACAAAAAUGAUUGAUGGUUCUUCCAAACUCCACCAGGAGACAAAUGGCCUCUCCUCCAAACAUUUAAACUGCAUUUCAUAUUUAAUUUUUAUAUAAAAAUAGAGAAAAGGUAUCACUAAUAACAGUUCCUCUACAUACAGAAUAAAUAUCUGGUUGCUUUAACACUUUCUAAAACACGCAGCGAGAUUUUUUUUCCCUUUAAGCCACAUCCAAUUCAACACUUUUUUACAUUCUCCUUAGUAAAUUUCUUAUUCCACAGACCAUCACUGAACAAGCAGGACUCAUGACUGAACUUUGUUUGAUUCUCUUUGCUCAAUCCAUAUUGUGUGUAUCUUGAAGUCUCUGCUUUUGCCAAAGAUCGUUGCUUCCAGGUCUGAAGACGAGUGCAUUAGCAACUAUAAUCAGCCAGCUUAACCCUCAAAGUUUUUUUUUUUAAAAAAACUUAUAUAUACUGUGUUUGGGAUAUAACUUCUUAUCCAAGCCAAAUUCUGAUGUAUGAGGGUAGAAAAGCCCCAGAACAUUACUUGGUUUGGAGGGGUGGAAACCACUGUUUCACAGUACUAAAACAUUCAGAGCUUGAAAACACACUUUGACAUGAGGCAGAAUAUUUCUUUAUGUAGAUUUACCUUACCCUGUUUUCCUGUCAAACAACUCAUACCACUACAGUUCCUUUAGAAAACUGUGAUUUUAAAAACAACAACAAAAGCUAUGGUUUGAACCUAAAAUAUUAGACAACUAACAUAAACUUUCAUGAAUUUUAAAGGCAAAUGUUGAAAAAUAUCUAAAAUUGAUCAUUCCCGAUGCUUUCGAUACUUGAGAUGUUUUUUCCUACCACACAAAUCUCUCUCUCUGUGGAGAGGUAAAUAUUCUCAAUGUUGUUUAAUUCUCAGUGUGGUAUGAGAAUCGCUCAUGCCCCGUUUCGGCAUUUAUUCUUUGUAUUGGUUUUCUGCUGGUUUUAAAUCUUUGUAAAUUAUUUGCUGUUAUGUACCCUAUUAAAUUGUCUAUUGAAAUGUCUUUGAAAUUGAUUGUACUGAUUCACACUGUAAUUCACUUUGCAUUUCAGUGAGAAAAGCAGACUAUAAAUAACAAAAAUAAAUGAAUGAAUACAUAAA